Molecule: messenger RNA, 2940 nt
Organism: Aspergillus eucalypticola CBS 122712
Lineage: Eukaryota; Fungi; Ascomycota; Eurotiomycetes; Eurotiales; Aspergillaceae
Product: putative AAA family ATPase
Exons: 3
Coding region: 220-2580 (786 amino acids)
Molecular function (GO): ATP binding; ATP hydrolysis activity
Source: RefSeq, a predicted model, not a curated record
GUUACUUAUGACUUCUUACUUCUUAACGUUCCCUCCCAUGCUUGAGAGUGUUUCUAUCUUCUUGUCAUUCAAUUGAUCGCAUACUCUCGUUCCUCCCACCCCCUCUCCCUCCUCUUCCUCUUCUCUCCUCUUCUUCUCCCCUCAUCUUCACUCUCAUCCUUAUCCUCUCAUCUUGCGGGCGGGUCCUGCACAUUCCGCCUUUUCCCCAGCGCUGGAUGCAUGAUGCGCCCCAAGCCGGCGUCUUCCCUCCAGAAGACCUACGAUGACUGCUACCUGAUGUGCUCCACUGCCGUCUACUUUGAAGGCCAGCAAAAUGAAGAGGAAGCCUUGAGAUCUUGGCGCUCCGCCCUGGAAACGAUCUACUAUCACAACGCUUAUCGUGUCCCCUCCAAGUACACUCCCAAAAACGAGACCGAACGUGCCCUUCAAGAGUCCAUCCGCCAGCUCGAGCUUCAAUGCCGCGAGCGGGUCGAUCUCCUGCAGGCCCUCCGCGAAAGCAGAAAGGAUUCCGCCGGUCGAUCGCCUCCUCGAACCACACCGGGCUGGAUUGGUGACGGCACCGUCCCCGCGGUCGGAUAUACCGAUCUCUCUAAACCCCCCACUAUCCCCGGUCGCCCGCCCCCGUCCACCACCGUCAGCUCCGACUCCAUUAGGAGCGAUCUUCUACCCAGCGCCGCGGCUUCGUCCCGGCCCAUCCCCAUCCCCAUCCCCGCUCAGCGCACCCAGUCGCAUUCCUCGGGCAAAACGGACUCCCGCACCCCUAGUCCCGAGCGCCGGAAGAUCAUGCCGUUCACCCUGCGUACUAGUGAUUUCAAAAAAUUGGGCAAGAAGAAAGACACCUCCCGACGGAGAGAGCUGCGGCCGGCCGCAGCUUCUCAGGCCGCUGGGCUGGCCUGGGGGAGUAUCUACAACACUCCCUCUUCGCCCGACAAGACCGCCAGCGAUGCUGCUCUCGCGUCCUCCCGCCAGAGCACCUCCAAUGACCCCAGCUUUCGAAGGGAGCCGGCACCCCUUCGCGCCCAUUCUGGAGAUGGGCAUGUCCCGCGGAAAGCAUCGAAUCCACCAACAGACGAUCCCGAUAGCCGUCGCACCGGACGAAAGCCCCGCGUGUCGGAUCAGCCUGUCCGGCGGUCGCCUGCGAAGAAGUCGGCAUCGAGCACUCCUUCGACGACACCGACAGUCUCCGCGUCUCGCACCCCAACUGCGGAGAGUCAGUUGCGGUCGUCUGCUCGUUCGCAGUCCGCCUCCGCAGGACCUGAUGCGAAAGACGCCGUUCGUUCGCAGCCUCCGCCGAAGCCAUCUGUUAAGCCCAAGCCGGUAGCAUUGAGGUCGGCCAAUCCAACUUCAUCUUCCCCCCGACGGUCUGUUGAACCCACGGAGCGCUUAAGUCGGCCACCGACUAAGUCAACAUCGCGUCCCCGCCUCGCCCCCACAUCAUCUACAGAGGAUGCAUUGGUUCCAGGUUUAGAUCGUAUGGCGUUAUCAGGCAACAGUCCGGUCCGACCAACACCACAGCUCAAGCGGACCAUAACGCCACCGUCGAGUGAUCCGGAAUCGCUGGGCCCUAAGUCUACCGAGCCAGAGGAGGAAGAUGCUGGAGAAGACGAGGACGAUAUGUAUUUGGAUAUAUUGAACAGGCUUCCCAAGGGGGUAGACGUCACUGCUGCUCGACAGAUCCUGAACGAUAUAGUAGUCCGCGGCGACGAAGUUCAUUGGGACGAUAUAGCAGGUCUAGAUGGCGCCAAAAAGGCGCUGAAAGAAGCCGUUGUCUACCCAUUCCUCCGACCGGAUCUCUUCUCCGGACUACGGGAGCCUGCCCGUGGUAUGCUUCUCUUCGGGCCUCCAGGAACGGGCAAGACGAUGCUGGCGCGCGCAGUCGCUACGGAAUCCAAGUCGACUUUCUUCUCCGUCUCCGCAUCGACACUGACUUCCAAAUGGCAUGGUGAGAGCGAGAAGCUCGUACGUGCUCUCUUCGGACUCGCCAAGGCCCUUGCACCAUCCAUCAUCUUCGUCGACGAGAUCGAUUCGUUGCUCUCCGCCCGGUCAUCAGGAACCGAGAACGAAGCCUCCCGGCGUUCGAAGACGGAAUUUCUCAUCCAAUGGUCUGACCUGCAGCGUGCAGCAGCCGGUCGCGAGCAAAAGGACAAGAAAAUCGGUGACGCCAGCCGCGUGCUCGUCCUCGCGGCCACAAACAUGCCCUGGGAUAUUGACGAAGCUGCGCGUCGUCGAUUCGUGCGUCGACAAUACAUCCCUCUCCCGGAGCAUGACGUUCGCGAACAACAACUACGGAAAUUACUCAGUCACCAAAUCCAUGAACUUUCCGACGAGGAUAUUGAAGUUCUGGUUCAAGUUACCGAAGGUUUCUCAGGCUCCGACAUGACCGCCCUCGCCAAAGACGCAGCCAUGGGUCCUCUCCGUAACCUAGGCGAAGCGCUCCUGCACACCCCUAUGGACCAGAUCCGGCCAAUACGGUUUCAGGACUUCCAGGCGAGCUUACUUUCUAUCCGUCCUAGUGUGAGCAGGGAAGGGUUACAAGAAUACGAAGAAUGGGCUAGACAGUUUGGAGAGCGGGGAGGAUAAUCUUUUUGGCUGUUCUAGCCUUAAUGUCACGGCUUUAUUUUGCUCGUCAUUUGUCUGGCGUAACCGGCUGCUAUGGGAUACAUGGUGUGCCAGGACAGGGGUAGGUUUUAUGUCUCAUGUUGGAUAACGAUACGGUAUGGUAUGGGUAUGAUAUGAAAUGUUCUGGUUCGGGCGGGGUGUUCUUUUUUUUUUCUUCUCUUGGGAAUGAAUGCAUUGCUUAUAGGUAUGGGGUAGGUUAGGUUAGGUCAUUUGGUAAGGGGCGCGUGUGUGUAUGUUUGCGUGUGUGUGUGGGAUGUCAGCGUUUCAUCCGGGUUCCAUCGAUCAGAAUUCAAAUCCAAGAAUCAAAAUUCAAAGCUCGAU